Dicrocoelium dendriticum is the source of this 600-nucleotide messenger RNA. NCBI's taxonomy places the organism in Eukaryota, Metazoa, Platyhelminthes, Trematoda, Plagiorchiida, Dicrocoeliidae. The record is from the annotation of a GenBank genome assembly.
AUGAGCACCACUACACUACGGAGAGACUUGAACCCUAUCUCAGCUUCGGUUCUUAGUGUGGUUUCGUGGUUUUGCGCCACCAGUGUUGAUCUAUCAUCCGCACAGCUGUACAGUACAAGGUCAAGUGUGGAUCCCCUACUCGGCGCUAAACUACCGACUGAUGAAGAGAGCAUGUUUCGAUUACCGAAUCAGUCUAGCCUUUGCGAACGUUUUAUAAAUACAUACCACCUUCAAAGCCCAUCUACCAACGCCGACUACUUAAAGUUGCCAUUUUUGGAAAUUCAUCCGUUCUCCGCUUGGAACGACGCACAUCAAACCAAAUCACCCAGACCUCUUCCCGGUGAUCCGACCUCUAGCAUUAAGUCUGCGAGUACGGAUCGACUACACGGCACCCUUGGAUUCGGAAACUAUUUCGAAUCCCCGUCAAAGGACAGGGGAACACGGUUUUAUACUUUCACAAGUCCUGCAUAUCCACACAAUUAUCCUCCGGAUAUCGAUUGCAUCAAAAUAAUCCGAGAUGCUGAGGGCAUUCGAUCCCAGACAUCGACAUCUACUAGGUCACCAGUAUACGUAUUCGAUUUUGGUUCGUUUGGUUUGUAG